Molecule: messenger RNA, 3947 nt
Organism: Dermochelys coriacea (leatherback sea turtle)
Lineage: Eukaryota; Metazoa; Chordata; Testudines; Dermochelyidae
Gene: PRPSAP1
Product: phosphoribosyl pyrophosphate synthetase associated protein 1
Exons: 10
Coding region: 1100-2251 (383 amino acids)
Biological process (GO): 5-phosphoribose 1-diphosphate biosynthetic process; purine nucleotide biosynthetic process
Cellular component (GO): ribose phosphate diphosphokinase complex; cytoplasm
Molecular function (GO): ribose phosphate diphosphokinase activity; magnesium ion binding
Source: RefSeq, a predicted model, not a curated record
GCCCCCGCCCUGGGGGCCGCCUUGCCUUAUUGCCCCCGCUCCUCCUCUCUUAGCCUAGCCCCCCCCUUACUGCCCCCAGCUCCUCCUAGGACCCUCCCCUCGCUGCCCCCGGCCUGGGGGCCGCCUUGCCUUAUUGCCCCCGCUCCUCCUCUCUUAGCCUAGCCCCCCCCCUUACUGCCCCCAGCUCCUCCUAGGACCCUCCCCUCGCUGCCCCCGGCCUGGGGGCCGCCUUGCCUUAUUGCCCCCGCUCCUCCUCUCUUAGCCUAGCCCCCCCCUUACUGCCCCCAGCUCCUCCUAGGACCCUCCCUUCGCUGCCCCCGGUCUAUUGCCCCCCCCCCCGGCGGCCUAAGCGGCGCCUCACACGCUGCCCCUUUCUUAUCGGGGGGCCUCCUGUGCUCUACUGCCCACACUUUGGGGGUGGUUUGUGGGCUCCCUGGGGCUGCAUCCCCCUUCCCCAAGGUCCCCGGGCCUCUAUUGUCCGGGGGGCAUCUCAGCUACCUCGGCUGAGACUCUCCCCCCCCCCCCCCCCGUUUAAACUUGUUCUCUCCCCCUGCAUCAGCUUCUCUGGGCUGGCCCCAGGGGACGUGGCCUCUCCCGCUCUCGCCCGUCACUUGGCUUUACCCCCCCCCCGGGGGCUGCGCCUUUGCGAACUCCUCACCCUGCAGCCGCCCCCUCGGCUCGCUGUUUUCUCCUCUCCCCGCUCCCGUGUCUUGUUUGGUCCCCUACGCUCCCGGCUGCAGCCCACCCAUCAAAACUAGAAGCCAAGGCCGAGCUUUCGGCUGCUCUAGGCGUGUUGAGUGGGGCCCCUGCACGCAAAGGGAGGAAUUAUUUCUUCUCCCACAGGUGGCUGCUUUUAGGGGUGGUGGACAAAAAGUUAACCCUGGGCUGACUAGUCCCUUUUUGAGCUUCCUUUGGAGACUGCCAGGCGGGCAUCCGAGGCUGCUGCAACGGCUGCUUUUUUUUUUUUUUAUUUCAUUUUCCCCCUCUUUCUUUAUACGUCAAUAGCAGCGGGCUGUGGAGAUCCUGGCUUGCUGAGGGCUCACCCUUCUCCCCUCCCACCCCCUAAGGGGCGGUGAUAGCGGUGGUGAGGUGGAAAAGGAUGCCAAGAAAGCUGUUGUUGCCUUACAAAUCUGUUUUUUCUCACUUUCGAGCUCCAAGGGGUUUGCAUGAUUCCUUGGCAAUGAAUGCAGCCAGAAGUGGCUACCGGGUCUUCUCCGCGAAUUCCACAGCAGCCUGCACCGAGCUGGCAAAGACGAUCACAGAGCGUCUUGGUGUUGAGUUGGGAAAAUCUGCGGUGUACCAGGAAACCAAUGGAGAAACAAGAGUUGAAAUAAAAGAAUCUGUCCGGGGCCAAGAUAUCUUCAUUAUACAGACAAUACCCAGAGAUGUGAACACUGCUGUAAUGGAAUUGUUGAUAAUGGCUUAUGCACUGAAGACUUCCUGCGCCAGGAAUAUUAUUGGGGUCAUCCCUUACUUCCCCUAUAGCAAACAAAGCAAAAUGAGGAAGAGGGGCUCCAUAGUCUGCAAACUGCUAGCUUCUAUGCUGGCCAAAGCAGGUUUAACACACAUUAUCACUAUGGAUCUUCAUCAAAAGGAAAUCCAAGGCUUCUUCAGCUUUCCAGUAGACAACUUAAGGGCAUCCCCUUUCUUGCUUCAGUAUAUACAGGAAGAAAUUCCAGAUUACAGAAAUGCAGUUAUUGUAGCCAAAUCCCCUGAUGCAGCAAAAAGGGCCCAGUCUUAUGCUGAGAGACUGCGUCUGGGACUAGCAGUGAUCCACGGAGAGGCUCAGUGUACAGAGCAGGACAUGGAUGAUGGCCGCCACUCUCCACCAACUGUCAAAAAUGCCACUGUGCACUCUGGCCUAGAGCUGCCCUUGAUGAUGGCCAAAGAGAAGCCACCAAUAACUGUAGUCGGAGAUGUUGGGGGAAGAAUCGCCAUCAUUGUGGAUGAUAUUAUUGAUGAUGUGGAAAGCUUUGUAGCAGCUGCAGAAAUCCUGAAAGAGCGUGGUGCUUACAAGAUUUUUGUGAUGGCCACUCAUGGAAUCUUAUCUGCAGAUGCACCCCGUCUAAUUGAGGAAUCCGCAGUUGAUGAGGUGGUGGUGACCAACACAGUUCCUCAUGAAGUUCAGAAGCUGCAAUGCCCCAAAAUAAAGACUGUGGAUAUCAGUUUGAUCCUCUCCGAAGCCAUCCGACGAAUCCACAAUGGGGAGUCCAUGGCUUAUCUCUUCCGCAACAUCACUGUGGAUGACUAGAUUGCAAUGUUGCCCUUCUCCUGGGCUUCCUGAAGAGAAGGGAGAAGGAAAUGUGCAUGAAAAUGCAAUGCCAUAAAUUAUAGACAUAACACAACUGUUUCUUCUGCUAGGGGGAGGGUGUAGGAUGUUUAAGGAUUGAAGCCACGAGAUUGAAUAGCAAAAAUAAAAUUGAACAGCCCUGAUACCUGAUACAGCCUCUUCUGUUCACCUUGCAGGGAGGAUUACAUUUUAGUUCUGAUCAGGAAAUAGGCUUUGAAUUGUAAGUAAAAGUUGCCUGAAAGCUAUUUAAUGUCUGCCUCUCACCCUUUAAAACAAAGCUGAGGUCUCAUGAGAGGGGAAUCUGGAAGUCUUGUUGCCGCACAUGGACUGAUGAAGUAAGGAUUUUGAUGCUGCUUCUAGUCUAUGAAUUGACUAUAGAAUACAGAAGGGAACACUUCAUUUAAGCUGCCUGGACAAGUAGGGUGCUCCCUGUAGUUUUGAUGUGCAGAAACCCCCUGUGCCAACUUUUGUAGCCUUUUCUAAUUUCAUUUGUUCAGCAUAGGUUUAUUUUUAUGAAAUUAUUGGCUGUAAGUAUGUUCAACAGUGGCAGCCUAGAAUGACCCAGUGGCAGUUAAAUCCUUAAAUAAAUUAGAUUUAUAGAUGUUUGUAACAACUUAAAUAUAUUUAUCUCAGCAGGAGUGGGAACAUAGUAGUAGAAUAUGUCAACCUUUAUCUCUAGAGCCUUGGAUUCUUGUCACAACUCCAUGGCGAGUAAUGCGAGUUUGAUCCCUGCUGGAACACUUGUCUACAUUGAAAAUUAAGCACAAUUUGUGUUUUUGGCUGUUGGCUCAGAAGUUGCCUGGGAUUGAUGUACCCUGGCAGAAUUGUAUGGGGGAAACUUUGCAUGGCUGCCUCGAAGAUGACUAUACUUUCUGAAAUUCUAAUGUUCAAGCAGCUAAAAAGCAUAGCAUUUUUAUUUUGGACCUUUUCCCUGUGGACAGCUGCCAUUUUGGUCUGUUGUUGUAAAUAUGUUAAAUACAUUUCCGGGGCAGCCCUGUAAAGUAAAAGAAAAUGUAGAUGCUUUAAACCUGUUUUCUGCAACAGAGAGGCCUUGUUGUUUCUUUUCCAAGUGACAAAAAUUCUUGGCUGUUGGCAAGGAGUAUAUGGCUGGGAAAGCAAUCCUAGUGAAUUGUGAUGAGUUUUGUGGGGCUGUAAUAAGAUCCCAGGGCUUAUUCUAAAAACAUCCACCAUGUAGGAGGACAGGUCAAUAUGCAUGCUACCAAAACCUAGAAUAUUUUCAACUUGGCUCUGUGAUCAAUAGUUUGAGGCUAUUGCUUGGGAGAGGACAGUGCAGAUUGAUUGCUCUGUCCAACAGGGGUUUGUUUUAUAGUAUUACUUGCCCUUCAACUUCUACCUACAUAUUUCACUCCCACCUCAAUGUACAACAAAUUCUAAAAGUGUCAAGAGCAUAUGUUGAUGCUGGGAGUCCAAGAAGAACCUUGAAUGUUCAGCAAACAAAAAGUCCUCAGUAGAGUGAAGUGCAUGUUAUAGAACUAGCUUCCUAUCUCAUAGCCACUGAGCAUGUAUGGAACUAUGAAUUCAGGAGGACCUUGCCUUCUCUCUGGAAUCCAGCUGCUGAUCUGUACCUCCAGACUGAAUCUUCUUGUAAGCAAUAUACGGGACUGUUCUUAAUUUAGUGGCGUUGUUCACUAAGUAU